CCAACUUGAACACCCCCAUCUACCCAUGUCACAACCAACGUAGCUGUGCAAAAUAUCGUUACAUGAGCUAAUGAACGGCUAAAAAAGGCUUGACAAAAGGACUCACCUCCAUCACACAUUCAAACAAUGGGAUAAGGUGAACCAAAUCUCGGCACGGGGCAUAUCAAGAAUAGUGCCAAACGAUAAGGAUGCAAUCCUGUUUACCAGUUCGUAUGUGGACAUCGUGAUGUAACCUCAACACCAAGAAAAUCCAACGAUCCUAAAGCGCUAUAGAUCUACUACUUUGAAGGUAGACCGUUGGAUGAACAAUAACCUUCAACAAGACCAAUGGUUGAGUUUAUAUAUAGAAAGUGGCAGAAGAGAGAGCUUUACCCAGAUACUGAAGUAGUGCAUUUAGCAGUAGAAGAAGAAGAAGAAGACGGGGAAGAGAAAUGGCUUCUUCCAUGAUGGUUUCCUCGGCUGCCUCAACAGCCAUUAACAGAGCCGCCCCAGCUCAAGCUAGCAUGGUAGCACCAUUCACUGGUCUCAAGUCGGCCGCUGCAUUUCCGGUCACACGCAAGCUCAGCAAUGACCUAAGCCUCCCCAGCAAUGGAGGCCGUGUUCAAUGCAUGUUGGUCUGGCCACCAGUUGGGCUCAAGAAGUUCGAGACUCUCUCUUACUUACCUACACUCGGACCCGAGGCUCUGGCUAAGCAAAUAGAUUACCUCAUCGUACAGGGAUGGAUUCCUUGCGUAGAGUUCGAUAGUAAUGGAUUUGUGUUCCGUGAGAACAACCGAUCCCCAGGGUAUUAUGACGGGCGCUACUGGACCAUGUGGAAGCUACCCAUGUACGGAUGCACCGAUGCUAGCCAGGUGUUGAAUGAGGUGGAAGAGUGCACGAAGGGCUACCCCCAGGCCUUCGUUAGGGUUAUAGGCUUUGACAACAAGCGCCAAAUGCAGUGCAACAGUUUCAUUGCCUACAAGCCUCCUGGCAACUAAGAUGCAGGGCAUGGUCUUGAGAUCCCUAUCCGUCUAAGUUCCCA
Messenger RNA from Magnolia sinica, 1021 nucleotides. RefSeq names its product ribulose bisphosphate carboxylase small subunit, chloroplastic 5-like. NCBI's taxonomy places the organism in Eukaryota, Viridiplantae, Streptophyta, Magnoliopsida, Magnoliales, Magnoliaceae. The record is from RefSeq and is a predicted model, not a curated record. The coding region runs from base 432 to 977 and encodes 181 amino acids. The transcript has 3 exons.